AGUGCUGGAAGGAAAACUGUGACUAGUUAACUGUAUUCAACAAACGCAGAUUCAGACCCCUUACCAGAGCCGCACGCCGGUUAGAUUAUCAGACUUAAAAAAGGCAGUGGGCGUUAGUUUUCUCCACCAUAAAAGCUGUCCCAGGAGGGGGGGUGAAACUCAGUGAAUUUGUCCGGUUUUGUGACACGCUCCUCCGCUGCGCUGCGCCCAGACAGGUAUAACCGGUGAGAACAAUAACCAACCAUGAAUCAUACAGAUAGCGAGAAUUUGACAACAGCCUUUACCACCACACAUAAAAGCAAUACAGUGUCCACAGAUGUGGGACUUGGUGAAUCACUUUCCACACAAGCAGAAUCCACUACCAUUCAGGUGUUAACCACAGUUGCUCCCACAAGUUCAGACUCUGCAGUUAUUGCAGUUGUUGUUAUUCUCAUUCUGCUGACACUGGCUGCUUUGGGCUUUGUGCUCUGCCGGUAUCUGUACCACAACAGAGGGGACUACAGGACGACAGGGGAGCUGGCUCCAGGAGAGGACCCUGAUGAAGAGGACAAUAACAAGCCUGCGCCCGAAAAGAAGGAAUACUUUAUAUGAACCUGGUGGAAGACUUACAGCGAGUUAGUUGAGCUUAAGAAAAUGAUCUGUGGAAGUGUGAUAAGAAGGAAAACUAUUUCCUUGCGUGUGUGUUUUGAGGGAAACCCGUUACUGGCAGCACACUGUGCAGAGAAAAAAAAAGCCUUGUUGAAGAUAUUUUUCUUUAAAAAUGCAAGUGAAACCAAAGAAAAGAGUACCACUGUGGGGGUGAAUGUUGAUUGGCUGAAGGAGGUGAAAGCUGAAGUUGUGCACAGGUUAGCAGAGCUAAGCACAAAAUAGUUACAUGAUCAGUAAAUGCAAAACAGUCAAAUCAAAGGAGCGCCUUGAAUGUAAUAUUUAUCAUCCACAUUUAAAUUUCUCUUUAUUUGCCAUUUCAGUUAGAUUUACCGUACUUUUCCCAAACUAACCAUGUUUAAGAUGAUUUCUGGUGCUAUUAUGGGCUGUUACUUUCAUAUUCAUUUGCUUUUAAGAAAUACUUUUUUAAUGCAAUUCUUUUAUAAGCUGGUCAAAGAAAAUGGUCUUCUUUUAAUAGAACAGGACAUCUACACAAUAUUUCUUGUUCUUGGUUGUGUUUUGUAUACCUGAAAUGGUUGCUGGUUACUUCCUUAUUUAUGAUAAACGUGGAAGUCAAUUAAACUUGU
Messenger RNA from Pelmatolapia mariae (spotted tilapia), 1232 nucleotides. Its product is annotated as glycophorin-C-like. The record is from RefSeq and is a predicted model, not a curated record. The transcript is spliced from 6 exons. The coding region runs from base 244 to 591 and encodes 115 amino acids. Lineage: Eukaryota; Metazoa; Chordata; Actinopteri; Cichliformes; Cichlidae.